AUGGAGUUGGCUGAAUCAAACUAUGCUCUUAUAUCAAGCCCAUACGAUAGUUUUAUGCGAAAACAUCUUCAACACUAUGGCUAUUUUACCGGUCGAAGUGAAAUCGUGAAAAAAUAUGGCUUUGUUCCGUCGAAGUCUCAACUUAUAUCAUCAUCAAGUGAUUCUGAAUCGAGUUCCGGUGAUGAAGAACAAGCAAUAAAUAGUGAUCGUCGAUCUCCUCAGGAGACUUCUGAAUAUAAAGGCAAACCAUUUGUUCCAGAUCGACGAUUACCUGUACGACAAACUCGUAUUUCAUAUAAUUUAACUUUACGAAGUCAAAAUGAUGAAAAUUCAUUUGAACCACGGUGGCCCAUUGAAAUCGAAGUUUUAACUGAAGCACGUGUUAAACAUAUUAAUGUAUCACCAAAACAACCAGAACUUUUCUAUAAACCAACUACUGAUCAUAUGCCAUUUGUUCGUAGUUAUGAUGAGAAUAAUGGUCGCAUUGUCUUUAAUUACAAUCCAGAAACAUGUGGUUAUUUUAUUCGAUCUCGAAUUGGUGGUAAUAGAGAAGGUUGUAGACCAGCUGCUGUAGCAAUUCGAAAUUCUGAAGAUACAACUGUAUUAUUUGAAUCUCGUUUUGAAAGUGGAAAUCUAAUGAAAGCUGUUCAAGUUGGUGAAUUUGAAUAUGAACUAUAUCUUCGAUAUGAUCUUUAUACAAAACGUAAUACACAAUGGUUUUAUUUUCGUUUACAAAAUAUUCGAGCUAAUAAAAGAUAUCGUUUCACUAUUGUUAACUUUUUCAAACCGACAAGUCUUUAUAGUAAUGGCAUGAAACCUUUGAUGUAUAGUGUAAAUGAUGCAGAAAAUAAAAGUAUUGGUUGGCGACGAUGGGGCGAAGAAAUAGUCUAUUAUAGAAAUAAUUUACCUGCACCUGAUAAUCCUUCAUCAAAUAUGUAUUCACUCACUUGGACAUGUAAAUUUCCAAAUGAUAAUGAUACAUAUUAUUUUGCUCAUUGUUAUCCAUAUACAUAUUCUGAUUUACAAGAUUAUUUAAAUGAUAUUCAAUCUGAUCAUAUAAAAAGUCAAUAUUGUAAACAAAAAGUUCUUUGUCGAACAUUAGCUGGUAAUUCUGUUUAUUUAUUAACAAUAACAAGUCCAACAAUAACAAUAAAUCCUACAAAUGUAUCCACAUCAUCUGAACAACAAAUGAAAAAAGGUGUUGUUGUUACAGCACGUGUUCAUCCUGGUGAAACAAAUGCAUCAUGGAUGAUGAAAGGUUUAUUAGAUUUUUUACUUGGUGAUUCAGCUGAUGCACAACUUCUUCGAGAUAAUUUUAUUUUUAAAAUUAUUCCAAUGCUUAAUCCCGAUGGUGUUAUCGUUGGUAAUUAUCGUUGUUCACUAGCUGGUCGAGAUUUAAAUCGAAAUUAUAAAACAAUAUUGAAAGAUGCUUAUCCAUCUAUUUGGCAUACAAGAGAAAUGGUCAAAAGAUUUAUGACUGAAACAGAACUUAUUCUUUAUUGUGAUUUUCAUGGACAUUCAAGAAAACAAAAUGUUUUCAUUUAUGGUUGUGAAAAUAAACAUUUACCAAAUGAACGAUUCAAAGAAAGAAUUUUUCCAGCAAUCUUAUCGAAAAAUGAUCCAACUAAAUUUUCAUAUUAUUCAUGUAAAUUUAAAGUACAAAAAAAUAAAGAAGGAACUGGACGUGUAGUGAUGUGGGCAAUGGGUAUUAUGAAUAGUUAUACAUUAGAGGCUACUUUUUGUGGAUCAACACAACAGAAUCGAGCAGGUCAUCAAUUUACUACAGAAGAUCUUGAAUCUAUCGGUUAUCAUUUUCUUGAUUCUUUACUUGAUUAUUGUGAUCCAGAUCAUACUAAACGUGAUCGAAUAUUGAAUGAAUUAGAAGAUAAUUUACGACAUGCAAUUCAAAUGAAACUUCUUUCACGUGGUAUUAAUGCACCAUCAUUAGAUGAUAUUGAUCUAGAUCAAUGGUCAUCUGAAGAUGAUUCGAGUGAUGAUGGAGGAUCGGAUUCAUCAAUUGAUGAUGGUCUACCAAAACAUUUAGAAGUUAUUGCUGCUGCUAAAGUUCAAUUGAAAAAAACUCGAAAGAAAAAAUCAACUACAAAAGCAUCGAAAGAAUCAAAAAGAAAAGAUGAAAAUGAUAAAGAAAAUAUUGAAAAAACCAAAACUGUUGUUGGCUUACCCUUAUCCAAAUCUCGUAAUACCCGCUUUCCAACCAUUGAUUUAUUAGAAACUAGUAUUCUAACAGCUGAAAAUAAUGAUAGUUUAGAACAGACUGUUCUUGAAAAAAGACGACGACGAAGAAAACGUCGUGGAUCUGAUUCUUAUCUUGUUUGUAACUGUUAUGCAUGUUUAAAUGCUCGACCUUCUCGUAUGGAAACAUCAUUGGUUGAUAAUACACGUAAACCAACACCACCUUUAAUACAACGAGUUGAUACUAAUAGUGAUUCCACACGAAAUGAUGGAUCAAAUGAAACGAAUAAUCGAACAAGUCGAUGGCCAGUAUUAUCAAGAACAAAUAAUACAACUAAUCGAAUGACACCAAAUGAUGAAAGAGCACAACAGUCACAGGCUGAAUAUUACAAAAUUUUAACUCGAGAUGUGCCACUUACUCAACGAGAUAAACGUCAACUAUCUCAACAGCUUUCAGAUGAUGAUGUCCUACUAACAUCUUCUUCACUUUUUCCAUCACAGCCAUCAUCAGGAAAAAAUACAUCUAAACCAGAAUAUGCACUUCGCUAUUCUUCUAUGUCCUCAUCUCAAACCAAUAUAACAAAUGAAAUACAUUUAGUUAACGAACCUCGGGAUGCUUUUACUGCUACUUAUUUGCUUCGACGACUUAAUUGGAUUGAACGUGAAUCAGUUACAAAUGCAACAAGUCUUUCAACAACUAUGUAUCCAUUGUUAGCAUCAAGUUCUCGUAUUGAUGAAAAUAAUUCUAUUGAAGUAAUUAUUGAAAAUGAAGGUGAAUUAGAUGUAAGUCGAAUAACAACAGGAAAUCAAAGUGAUGAUGGACGACAACAACAACAACUUAAUAAUUAUGUCACUCAUCGAGUUUCUACACAUUUAAAUGAACGUUUAUUAGGUAUACCUCGAUCUCAAACACGACCAAAAUCAUCAACCAUAAUUAAUUUACAAAAUCGUUCUAUUCUUGAUAUACGAGCAAUACAACCACCGAUUCAAACAUCAAAUCCAAAACGUAUUACUGAACAAUAUCAACAACAACGUCAAAGAGUAACAGCGGGUGUUGGUAAACAAAAUUCUGCUGAAUUAGUUGAUAAAUCAAAUAUUUUAACAACGCGUUCUUUAGCAGUACAAGUGAACGACAGAAAAGCAGAUGAUACAUCAUCUAAUCGAGAUAAUUCAUCAUCAACUAUUGACAGACUUGUUCCUAUACGACCAGAUAAUGUACCAAUUAAUCUUGUUUCUCGUUAUGACACUGCAACAUUAAAUCAUUUAACACCAUUAAAUAGAAUACAGACAAUCAGGGCAUCAAGUGUGAAAAAAUCAUCCAAAUGA
This is a messenger RNA of Rotaria sordida, 3519 nucleotides long. Lineage: Eukaryota; Metazoa; Rotifera; Eurotatoria; Philodinida; Philodinidae. The record is from the annotation of a GenBank genome assembly.